Molecule: messenger RNA, 3462 nt
Organism: Aphidius gifuensis
Lineage: Eukaryota; Metazoa; Arthropoda; Insecta; Hymenoptera; Braconidae
Product: rho GTPase-activating protein gacU-like
Exons: 2
Coding region: 187-3285 (1032 amino acids)
Biological process (GO): signal transduction
Source: RefSeq, a predicted model, not a curated record
UCUAUCAAACAUUUAUUGUUUACAUUGUGUGAUGAGAAAAAAAAAAAAUUUAUAAAACAAUUUUGCUCAAAAAAUAACAAAAUAACUUUGUGAUUAAUUAUAUUUAUAAAAUAUGAUGAAGUUGUAAUUUAAAAAAAAAGGAAAAUUCAACACAAAUAUAAGUAAAAAAAUAUAUAAAACAUCAAAAUGAUUGAGCCAACAUUUAAAAUGAUAUUUACAGUGUCAAAUAAAGAAAAAGUACAACAAGCAGUUACAAAUAAUCUUCGUACAUUGGGUGUUAAACCACGAUUAAAAAGAAAUAUAAUAAAAACAUCAGAAAAAGAUUCAGUACGUAAUGAUAAAUUUAAAAAAGUAUUUAAUAUUUUAUUAUCACAACAACCAACAGAUCCAGUUAAGCUAUCAACUGGUACAUUGUUAAAUGUACCAACAUUUGUAAGACAAGCUGUACAAUACCUAGAUAAUCAUUUAAAUCAAGAAGGAUUAUUUCGUAAAGCUGGAUCAAACACAAGAUUAAAAGAACUUGUAUCAAGAUUAGAUAAUGGAAUUGAGCUUGAUGAUAAAAGUCAACCAAUUGAUGUUGCAAAUUGUUUAAAAAAAUAUUUUCGUGAUUUACCAGAACCAUUAAUACCAUAUUGUUAUCAUGAUUUAUUUGUACGUUGUGGUAUGUUAAAAAUUGGUAAAAUUGAUGCAAUAUUACAAGCAUGUUUAUUAUUACCAUCACAAUAUUUAAGUACACUUGCAUUUGUCAUGGAUUUUUUAAAAAAAGUAUCAUUACAUGAAAAAAUGAAUAAAAUGGGUAUUGAUAAUUUAGCAAAAGUUGUUGGACCAAAUAUUAUGCCAUUAAGAGAAACAACAAUGGCUGCUGUACAAACAAGAUUAGAUGCACAUUUAACAAUUAUCAAGAUAUUAAUUGAAAAUGCUAGAAAUAUUGGAGUUGUACCAAAAUUUAUUCUUGAUACAUUGUCGAUUGAUUCAAAUGGAAGCAUUGAAAAUGAACUUGAUCAUUCAGAUUCGUCAUUUAAACAAAAAAAGAAAAAACAUCGUAGUGGAAGUUUAACAAGAAUGUUUAAUGGUUUGAAGAAAAUUGUUGGUAAAAAUGGCUCACCAGAAUGUGGUAUGAUUAAUCGUCGUUCAGUUGAUUCACAAUCAUCACUUGUAUCACCAAUAAAACCUAAUAAAAAACGUAAAAUUAUUGAUACAAUAUCACAUCCACAUCAUCAACAACAACAGCAACAAUUAAUACAGUUGAAAAAGAAACGUGAAUCAUAUCAAGGUACAUCUAGAGUAUUAUUUUCAUCGCCAGUAUCAGAUGAUCCAAAUCCAACACAACAAAGACAACAACAAUUAAAACAAGAAAAACACAAAAAAUUAGGUAUUAAUUUGGAUCGUUUUGUAUUGAAAAAUCGUCAAAAAUUAAUUGAUAAUGAACGUUCAAGUCCGACAAUUGAACGUAGAUGGAGUAUGGCAACAGGUACAUCAAAAAAUAUAAAAAAACGUAAUAUUAAAAAAACAAGUGCAUCAUCAUUACUUGAGACAAAAAUAUAUAAUAAAAAUAAUGAAUUUACAAUGAGACCAUUAAAUGAAGAUUACAAUAAAAUGUUUACAGAAUCAGAAGUUAAUUUAUCUGAUGAUACAUUUGAUGAUUGUCAUAAUAAUUUAUCAAUAUUAUCAAAAAAAAAUUAUCGUCGUUCAAUAAAUUAUAAUAAUCUUCAACAACAACAACAAUCUACUAAUAAAAGAUUAUCAGUAUCAUCACCAUCACUAAUAACACCAACAGCACCAGUAUCACCAUCAAUAUUAUCAUCAUCAACAACAAAAUUUCAUGAAGAAGAUACAGAUUAUGUUAGAAUACCAAAAAGUGAAUAUGAAGAAAUAAAAAAUCGUGUAUCAGCAAUUGAAACACGUAUACAUGAAGAAUUCGAAACAAUUGAUGAUAAUAAUUUAUAUAAUAUUGAUUUACCAAGUCAAGUACAAAUUAAAUAUGAAAAAACACUUGAUAAAUCAAAUAUUGAAACAAUAACACCAGCUGAUCAACUUGCUAAACGUCUUAGUCGUGAUUUAAAAAUUCGUAAAUCAAUUGAAAAUAAAAUAAUACGUUCACCAAGUGCUAGAAAAAUUGGUGUUAUACGUAGACGUUCACAAGAUAAGUUACAAUUAUCAAAUCGUCGUAAAUUGAAUCGUUCAUCAUCAUGGCAUAUAUCUGAUAAAUCAAAAGCUCAUGAUAAUAAUACAAUCAAGCACAUCAACAUCAACAGCAACAAUACCAACAAUGAUUGUUUACAUUUAAAUAAUGAAACAAAUGCAAAGCUUGAUUAUGUACAUAAAAAAUUGUGUACAUUGAUAAAUCACACUGAUGAACAUACAAAAUCACCAACAAUAAAUUACUCAAGUAUAAAUAAUAACAUUAAAAAUACAAUAAUAAAUAUAAAUACAAAUAAUAAUAAUAAUAUUAAAAGAUCAUCAUCAUUUCAUGGUAAUGAAACAAUUGAUAAUAGUAAAAAAAUAAUAUUUAAUAAUCAAAUGAAAAAUAUUAAAAAUACAAAUAGUCAUAGAUUAAUAUUGCCAAUUAAUAAUAAUGAUAAUAAUAAUAAUAUAAAUGAGGAUAAUAAUAUUAUUUGGAAUAAUGCAUCAAUGUAUUUUGAUAAUAAUAAUAAUAAACAAUCAAUAGUUAAAGAAAAUAGUAGUCCAGCUGUUGUUGUUGUCAGUCAAACUGGUCGUGCAUCAAUUGCUAAAUUACGAACACAAAAUGCUGGUAUGGUAUUGGCAAAAGCACGUUUGUUUGAUGACAAUGAUAAUAAUAAAUUGAUUGAAAAUAAUACAGUUAAAACUGAGAGACAAAAAAAUAAUAAUUUACGUGAUGUUAAGAUUGUAAUUUCAUCACCAACUACUAAUUCAUCUUCAUCGACUUUGUCAUCAAGAAGAAGGAAGAGUAAAAGUCCAAAAAAUGUUGAUUUAAAAUAUAAAUUAUCACCAAUUAAAUUACAUAGUCAAUUGUCAUUGAUUGAUCAAGAAAAUUCAAGACGUGAUAAUUUACUAUCUGUUGCACCAAUUGGUGAAUUGAGUUUGUUUCAUGAUGUUGAUACGAGUUUAAUUAAAACUCCACAUAUCAAAAAACAACUGGCUAUUAAAACACCCAAGAGUGCUAAAUCAGUUGUUAGAAGAGUACCAAUUGAUACUAGAAGAACACCAUUGAAAGCUGUUGCACCACCAUUUGUUGGAACACCAAAAAGACAAAGUCCACGUAAUGCAUUUAGAUCGAAAAUUGUCGCUAGAAAUAUUAUUUAAGUUUUGCAUAAUUUCUUUUGAUAAUUUUUUUUCUAUAAUAAAAUUUUAUAAUUGUAUAUGACAAUGAUUAUGAUCAUGAGACUUUUUUUUUUUUUCUAUAUAUAUAUAUUUGUAUUUAAUGAUUAAUCAAUUUUUCAAAAAAAUAUCAAGAUAAGUAAUAAAUAUUAACACUGUGAG